GUUGGGAGCUCUGCUGAAACAGACGUGCGUGGUGCCAAAAAAAGACACCAGAAGUUCACAAAGAGUGGAUUUUGACAAGCCUUUUGUGUCCCAACAUGCUCUCAGAUAUCCACCAUCAUUGCUGCCUUCCCACAGUGCUUCUGCUGCUUUUACAAGUUCAGCAGGGCGCUUCAGUGCAGGAGAUCCACACCAGCCAUGAGAACAUCAAGAAGAUAAGCUCAGCAGCAGAGAUGAUGCAGUGUUCGGGGGCCAUGGACAUUCUCUUCCUCAUGGACAGUUCUUACAGUGUGGGAAAGGGAAGCUUUGAGAGGUCCAAGCAUUAUGCCAUCAAACUCUGUGAAGCCCUUGACAUUGGGCCGGACAAGGUGCGUGUUGGACUCAUCCAGUUUGGCUCAGUUCCUCAGUUGGAGUUUGCAUUGGAUUCAUACACCAGCAAACACAAGCUGAUGGUACGGGUAAAGAAGAUUUCUUACAGGGGCGGUGCCACCCAGACCGGCCUGGCUCUGAAGUAUGUGCUCAGGAAAGGCUUCCCAGGCGGCCGCAACUCCUCCGCCGUGGCCCGUGUCGUCGUCCUCCUAUCAGACGGGUUGUCACAGGGCAACGCCGUACAGGUAGUGGCAGAGCAGCUCAAAAUGGAAGGCGUUGUAUUAUUUGCUGUUGGCCUGCGCUACCCAAGGUGGGAAGAGCUUCAUGCCCUGGCCAGCGAGCCAAUGGAGAGCCACGUAUUCUUUGCUGAGCAUUUCCACGAUGCUGUCAAUGGCUUGUACACAACACUUACCACCAUCUCGCUAUGCAAUGCCACUCCUGCAGGCUGCCAGGUGGAGGCGUUUCCCUGCGUGAGAAAAACACUGGAGACUGUGAAGGAGCUGCAGGGGAAUUUCAUGUGUUGGAAAGGCUCCAAGGGAUAUUUCCCACACACCUCUCUGUGUCCGUACUACAGGUACAAAAAAGCCUACAAGAGGCAUGCGACCGUCUGCCAUCGUACCAUCUGUCCUGAUCCCUGUGACUCACAGCCAUGUCUGAACGGAGGAACAUGUGUGUCAGAAGGUGCUGACAGCUACAGUUGCGUGUGUCCACCUGGCUAUGGAGGAGAACCUCAUUGUGCUCCUGCUUUGUCACUGGAUUGUUCAGUGGACCUGCUUUUCCUGUUGGAGAGCUCCGCCACGCUUACCUUGGAAGGCUUCCUGCGCCUCAAGUCCUUUUUGAGGCGCUUCCUGCAGACAGUCAUCGGCUCCGACACGCCCAGCAAAGUCGGCCUGGCCGUGUUCGGCGGAGAUGCUCGCGUUGCUGCACGGGUGGGCAAGUUCAGAGGAGAUCUGAAAGGUCUGUUUAAGGCCGUGGACGCUUUGGAGCUCAUGGGCGGCGAGACCAAGACGGGCCAGGCGCUUCGGUAUGUCACGCACAACGGCUUUGUGAGCGCGCCUGUGUUCGCCGACGUCAGCGACGACCUCCCGCGCGUUGUGGUGUUGCUCACGGGCACACACUCUGUGGACGAGGUGGUGGAGCAUUCCAAGUACGCACGGGACCGAGAGAUCUUCCUCAUAACUGUGGGACCGGAAAGCUUGAAAGGGCAUCUCAAUAACAUCACAGGAAACCCUCAAAGGACUCUCACCUAUGCAUCUCCUGACAGGCUGGAUGUGAAAAUCCCAGAACUCAAGGCGAAGAUCUGCAGUGUAGACACACAAGGUUGCCUCAACCAAGCGGUUGACCUGGUCUUCGCCCUGGACGCCUCAGGUGGCGUCAGCCGCAACAACUUUGCCACCCUACGCGACUUUGUGCGCAGCCUCACCGUCCAGUUUGACGUCAACCGCGACGUGGCCCAAAUGGCGUUGGUCACCUACAGCCGGAAAGCCACCACAGUCUUCAACCUGGAUACCCACGAGACAGGCUCCGCCAUCCUCAAGGCGGUGGGCCAGGCAAGCUAUGUCGGCGGUGUGGCAUCGACGGGCACUGCCCUGCUGCACGUGUACUCCGACGUCCUAACGGUGGCCAGGGGUGCACGGCCUGGGGUCAACAAGGCUGUGGUGGUGGUGACUGAUGGUUCAGGCAGCGAUGACGCUCUGGUUCCGGCACAGAAGUUGCGAGACAACGAAGUGUCGCUGUUUGUCAUCGGCAUCGGGGACGUGCAGAGGGACAGGCUGCUGCAGAUCGCCGGCUACGAGGAGCACAUGAUCUCAGUGCCGUCUUACGAGGACCUCAAGUACUUUGAGGAUGUGGUGGUGCAGUUGUUAUGCUCAGAGGUGAAAAAGCCUGUCAACCUUUGCAAGCCCAACCCUUGCAUGAAUGAUGGAGUGUGCCUCCUAUCAGGAGGAAGUUUCUACUGUCAGUGUCUAGGCUUUGAAGGACAUCACUGUGAAACACGAAACACCAGGUCUUCAUCUCGGGGAGAUGUUCUGAGACCUGCUGGUCUGAAGAAGAAGAAGAGCAGAAGGCAGAAGAAGAGUCACCAGGAACUCCUUCACCGCUACAAAUUGCAUCGCAGGAGACAUACAGCCUAAAAGUACACACUUUUGCAGUA
Molecule: messenger RNA, 2518 nt
Organism: Dunckerocampus dactyliophorus (ringed pipefish)
Lineage: Eukaryota; Metazoa; Chordata; Actinopteri; Syngnathiformes; Syngnathidae
Gene: vwa2
Product: von Willebrand factor A domain containing 2
Exons: 14
Coding region: 96-2498 (800 amino acids)
Molecular function (GO): calcium ion binding
Source: RefSeq, a predicted model, not a curated record